Heterotrigona itama is the source of this 7317-nucleotide messenger RNA. NCBI's taxonomy places the organism in Eukaryota, Metazoa, Arthropoda, Insecta, Hymenoptera, Apidae. The record is from the annotation of a GenBank genome assembly.
AUGAGACGCAUAAAAAGAUUCGUCUUGGCUCAAAGUACAGAGAAGGAUCCGAUUUGGAAGAGCUCCGAUAACCUGAUGGCUGAAAUACCGAAAAUGAACGGGGAAACGUCGACAGAACCGAUCUCCACACCGGAAUCAACGACCAAGGAGCAACAAUCGUCCACCACCGGAUUAACGCCCAGCAUGUCGCAGGGCACGGUGAUGAUUCAGACACAAAGCCGGUUACACGAUAAGGACUUCACUAUUGCCACACCUGAGGAAUUUGUUCACCGUUUCGGCGGUACCAGGGUUAUCAACAAGGUCCUGAUCGCCAACAACGGGAUAGCCGCUGUGAAAUGCAUGCGCUCGAUCCGACGAUGGUCCUACGAGAUGUUCAAGAACGAGCGCGCCGUGCGUUUCGUCGUGAUGGUCACCCCGGAGGAUCUGAAAGCGAACGCCGAGUACAUCAAAAUAGCGGACCAGUACGUACCGGUGCCAGGUGGCACCAACAACAACAAUUAUGCGAACGUCGAGCUGAUCGUGGACAUCGCUAUACGAACUCAAGUCCAAGCUGUGUGGGCGGGAUGGGGCCAUGCCUCUGAAAAUCCAAAAUUGCCGGAGUUGCUUCACAAAAAUAAUAUAUCUUUCAUUGGACCAUCCGAGAGAGCAAUGUGGGCUCUUGGGGAUAAAAUCGCAUCCAGCAUAGUAGCGCAAACGGCAGACGUACCAACACUGCCCUGGUCAGGCUCAGAAUUAAAGGCACAGUACAGCGGGAAAAAGAUAAAAAUAUCAUCGGAGCUUUUCAAAAAAGGCUGCGUUUCGACGGUGGAGGAGUGUCUGGCAGCGGCUAAUAAAAUAGGCUUCCCAAUAAUGGUGAAAGCUAGUGAGGGAGGUGGUGGGAAAGGUAUCAGAAAGGUGGAGAACGCUGAAGAACUACCUGCGUUGUUUAGGCAGGUACAAACUGAGAUACCUGGAUCCCCGAUAUUCAUUAUGAAAUUGGCAAAAUGCGCUCGCCAUUUGGAAGUUCAAUUAUUAGCCGACAAUUACGGUAACGCGAUAUCGUUAUUUGGCCGUGACUGCUCUAUCCAGAGGAGACAUCAGAAGAUCAUCGAAGAGGCGCCUGCUGUGAUUGCCAAACCCGAAGUCUUCGAAGAGAUGGAAAAAGCUGCUGUGAGAUUGGCCAAAAUGGUUGGAUAUGUCAGCGCAGGCACUGUCGAAUAUCUUUACGACACGUCCGGGCGAUAUUACUUUUUGGAAUUGAAUCCACGCCUCCAAGUGGAGCAUCCGUGCACCGAGAUGGUGUCCGAUGUUAAUUUGCCCGCGGCACAGCUUCAAAUUGCCAUGGGGCUGCCGUUGCAUCAUAUUAAGGAUAUUCGGCUUCUUUACGGCGAAAGUCCGUGGGGAGACAGCGUCAUUGAUUUCGAUCAACCGCGACACAAGCCUCAACCGUGGGGUCAUGUGAUAGCAGCGAGAAUCACCAGUGAGAAUCCUGACGAGGGUUUCAAACCGAGUUCGGGUACUGUGCAAGAACUGAACUUCCGGUCCUCGAAGAACGUUUGGGGUUAUUUUUCGGUGGGAGCCUCCGGCGGUCUCCACGAGUUUGCGGAUUCGCAGUUUGGUCAUUGCUUCUCUUGGGGCGAGGAUCGUAAUCAGGCUCGUGAAAACUUGGUCAUAGCUCUGAAAGAACUGAGCAUUAGGGGUGAUUUCCGUACUACCGUCGAAUAUCUGAUCACUCUGUUAGAAACUGAAUCCUUCCAGCAGAACAACAUAGACACUGCUUGGCUUGAUCUAUUGAUUGCUGAACGCGUUCGAAGCGACAAGCCGGACGUGUUAUUAGCCGUGACGUGCGGUGCGCUUCAUAUCGCCGACAGAACGAUCACUGCCGCCUUUACUGGAUUCCAAACAGCGUUGGAGAAAGGUCAAAUACAAGCCAGUAACGAUCUGGACAAUGUUAUCGACGUUGAGCUCAUUAACGACGGAUACAAAUAUAAAAUACAGGCUGCCAAAUCAGGCCCUAAUAGUUAUUUCCUUGUUAUGAACGGUUCCUACAAAGAGGUAGAAGUACACCGACUGUCCGAUGGAGGAUUGCUGCUCUCUCUGGACGGUGCAAGUUUCACGACUUAUAUGAGGGAGGAGGUCGAUCGUUACAGGAUUAUCAUUGGAAAUCAAACUUGCGUCUUCGAGAAGGAUAACGAUCCUUCGUUGUUGAGGUCACCGUCAGCCGGUAAACUGAUCAGCUAUUUGGUCGACGAUGGCGGCCACGUGAACGCUGGACAAGCCUACGCAGAAAUUGAGGUCAUGAAGAUGGUAAUGACAAUAACGGCGAGCGAGGCCGGCAGCGUUUUCUACGUCAAGAGACCGGGCGCUGUUCUUGAGGCUGGUACCUUGAUUGCUCAAUUGGAACUGGACGAUCCGAGUCUGGUGACGAAAGCCCAAGAGUACACUGGCAGAUUUCCAGAAACUGCAGCACCGGCCAUUUCCGAGAAGUUGAAUCACCUUCACGCCAAGUACAGAACCGCUUUGGAGAACACUCUGGGCGGUUACUGUUUGCCGGAUCCGUAUCACGUGCCCCGGGUACGAGAACUUCUUGAGAAGUUCAUGAACUCCCUACGUGAUCCUAGCUUGCCGUUGCUCGAGCUACAGGAGGUGAUCGCAACGAUAUCGGGGAGAAUCCCGAUCUCCGUGGAGAAGAAGAUCAGAAAAUUGAUGUCGCUGUACGAGAGGAAUAUAACUUCUGUUUUAGCUCAAUUUCCUAGUCAACAAAUCGCCGCUGUGAUCGAUGGGCACGCGGCGACGCUUUCCAAACGAUCUGAUCGCGACGUGUUCUUCCUAACUACCCAAGCUAUAGUGCAACUAGUGCAAAGAUACAGGAACGGAAUACGCGGAAGGAUGAAGACAGCUGUUCACGAACUUCUCCGGCAGUACUACACCGUUGAGAGCCAAUUCCAACAGGGGCACUACGACAAAUGCGUGUCAGCUUUGAUAGAUCAGUACAAGGACGACGUGGCAAUGAUAACCGCCAUGAUUUUUAGCCACAACCAAGUGACGAAGAAGAACGUUUUGGUAACCAUGCUGAUAGACCACCUCUGGGCGAAUGAGCCAGGUCUCACGGACGAAUUGUCGAGCACGCUGACGGAAUUGACAAGCUUGAAUCGUACGGAGCAUAGUCGCGUCGCUUUACGCGCAAGGCAAGUUUUGAUCGCGGCUCAUCAACCUGCGUACGAAUUAAGGCACAACCAAAUGGAGUCGAUAUUCUUGUCGGCGGUGGACAUGUACGGCCACGACUUCCACCCAGAAAAUCUGGAGAAACUGAUCCUUUCCGAGACGUCUAUUUUCGAUAUUCUUCAUGAUUUCUUCUAUCAUUCCAAUCGUACGGUUUGCAACGCUGCUCUGGAGGUUUACGUUCGCAGAGCUUACAUCAGUUACGAGUUAACCUGCGUGCAACACCUAGAGCUGUCGGGCGAAGUGCCACUCGUACACUUCCAGUUCCUCUUGCCCAACAACCAUCCAAAUAUACAGAAUCAGUCGUCGGUGAAUCACAGGACCGGAGCUAUGGCAGCUUUCCAAGACAUGGAUCAGUUCGUUCGUUAUUCCGACGAGGUCUUCGAUCUCCUCGAAGACUUGUCCUCGGUUACCUCAGCGUCAGCCAAAGUUCUAGCAGAGGCGGUGGACGCAGCUGCAAGCGAGUCGAGGCACAGCACGUCCAUAAACGUGUCUCUGAGCACCGCGGAAAAUACUACCGGCGCGGUGGAGCUGAGCGAACGGCCCGCAGAGCCGGUACAUAUUCUGAGCAUCGCCGUCCAAGAGAAGGAGAACCAGGACGACGCCGCGAUGGCAAAACUCUUUGGCGAUUGGUGCGCCGCGAACAAAGAGGAAUUAAUCUCGCGGGACAUAAGAAGGAUAACGUUCGCUGUGUUGAAGAAAAGGCAGUUCCCGAAGUUCUUCACAUACCGCCACAGGGACGGUUUCAUCGAGGACAAGAUUUAUCGACACCUGGAGCCUGGCUGCGCUUUCCAGCUGGAAUUGAACCGAAUGAGAACUUACGAUCUCGAAGCGUUGCCGACCUCCAAUCAAAAGAUGCACCUUUACCUUGGCCAGGCGAAGGUCGCCAAGGGGCAACAAGUCACCGAUUAUCGUUUCUUCAUUCGCUCUAUCAUAAGACAUUCCGAUCUUAUCACGAAGGAGGCCAGCUUCGAUUAUCUUCACAACGAAGGUGAACGCGUGCUACUGGAGGCUAUGGAUGAACUGGAGGUCGCGUUCUCGCAUCCGCUUGCCAAGCGUACGGAAUGCAAUCACAUAUUCCUGAACUUCGUACCGACGGUCAUUAUGGAUCCAGUGAGAAUAGAGGAAAGCGUGACCAGCAUGGUGCUGAGGUACGGCCCGAGAUUAUGGAAGUUACGUGUACGCCAGGCUGAGAUCAAAAUGACAAUUCGGCCAGCACCGGGCAAGCCAACGUCUAUCAUACGUUUGUGCAUUGCCAACGACAGCGGUUACAGUAUAGAUUUACACCUUUACACGGAGGCAACCGAUCCAAAGACUGGUAUCAUUCGUUUCGAAUCUUACCCCUCGUCGACGGCGAAUGGUACUUGGAGGCCGGGCCCUAUGCACGGCCUUCCAAUAUCCACGCCAUAUCUAACCAAAGAUUAUCUUCAAGCGAAACGGUUCCUGGCGCAAAGUUCUGGCACAACGUACGUGUACGACUUGCCGGACAUGUUUCGACAGCAGGUCGAGAAGUUCUGGCAUAAAUAUAUAGAGGAGAGGCCGCAAUGCAAUAUUACUAUUCCAAAUCCUGUGAUGGAUUGCGUAGAGUUAGUAUUAGAAGGUGACAACUUAGUGGAACAAAAGAGACUACCUGGCGAGAACAAUAUUGGCAUGGUCGCUUGGAGACUGAGGCUUUACACGCCAGAGUAUCCAGUGUCUGGUCGGGACAUUAUACUAAUUGCGAACGAUUUGACUCAUCUGAUUGGUUCGUUCGGCCCCAAGGAAGACUUGGUAUUCUGCAGAGCGUCUGAAAGAGCUAGACAGCUUGGAAUUCCUCGGAUAUACUUCUCCGCAAAUUCCGGGGCUCGUAUCGGUCUGGCAGAGGAAGUGAAAGCGUUGUUCAGAAUUGCCUGGGAAGACGAGAGCGAGCCUGAAAAAGGAUUUAAAUAUAUAUAUCUAACGCCAGACGAUUACGCGCGUUUAGCACCGCUCAAUUCAGUGAAAACUUCGUUGAUCGAAGAUAAGGGAGAGUCUCGUUAUAAAAUUACCGACAUCAUCGGUAAAGACGAUGGUCUUGGUGUAGAGAAUCUGAAAUACGCCGGUAUGAUCGCCGGAGAGACAUCAAGAGCCUACGAUGAGAUUGUCACAAUCUCCAUUGUAUCCUGCAGAGCCAUUGGCAUUGGUGCUUAUUUAGUACGUCUUGGACAAAGGGUCAUUCAGAUAGAAAAUUCACACAUCAUUUUAACUGGUUAUAAAGCGUUGAAUACUGUGUUAGGUCGCGAAGUGUAUGCCAGUAAUAAUCAAUUAGGUGGUAUACAAAUCAUGCAUAACAAUGGGGUAUCACAUGCAACUAACGCGAGGGAUCUAGAAGGUGUUGCCACUGCUAUAAGGUGGUUAAGUUACUGUCCCAAGUUUAAGGGAGCGCCCCUUCCUGUAUUAUCAGCACCGCUUCCUGAUCCGAUCGACAGAGAAAUCAUGUAUGUUCCUACGAAGACAGCCUAUGAUCCAAGAUUCAUGCUCGAAGGUAGAAUACAAAAUGGUACAAACUACUGGGAAAGUGGAUUCUUUGAUCGUGGUUCUUGGCAGGAAAUUAUGAGGCCAUGGGCUCAAACUGUGGUAACUGGGAGAGCAAGAUUAGGUGGAAUUCCUUGCGGCGUUAUUGCAGUAGAAACAAGAACGGUCGAGUUGCAUUUACCUGCUGAUCCCGCUAAUCCCGAUUCAGAAGCUAAAACGAUAUCUCAGGCGGGACAAGUGUGGUUCCCAGAUAGCGCGUACAAAACUGCUCAGGCUAUCAAAGAUUUUGGAAAGGAAGAGCUUCCACUUUUUAUUUUUGCUAAUUGGAGAGGAUUCUCUGGUGGAAUGAAAGAUAUGUACGAGCAAAUCAUCAAAUUCGGUGCUUAUAUCGUGGACGGAUUAAGAGAAUAUACCAAACCAAUAUUUGUAUAUAUUCCACCAAAUGGAGAAUUAAGAGGUGGUGCUUGGGCUGUUGUUGAUCCGACGAUAAAUCCUCGCUAUAUGGAAAUGUUUGCUGAUAAUACAAGCAGAGGCGGAGUUCUAGAGGCUAGUGGAAUAGUAGAAAUCAAGUUUAGAGCUAAAGACAUACUUAAAGCUAUGCAUAGGGUUGAUACAGUAAUACAGAAACUUAAAGAAAAUCUAUCUAAUGCAAGUUCAGCCGAGGAGAGAACAGACAUUGAAAAUCAAAUUCGUGAGAGAGAACAACUUUUGGAGCCUAUGUAUCAUCAAAUUGCAGUACAUUUUGCGGAUCUUCACGAUACGCCGGAGAGAAUGUUUGAAAAAAAUACCAUUCACGAUAUUAUUCCAUGGCGAAAAGCACGCAAACUGCUUUAUUGGCGACUUAGAAGAAGACUUUUGGAGGAUGAAAUAAAGAACGAAAUUCUUUCAACUCAACACACUCUAGAUGUUAGACAAAUCAGUGCAAUGUUGCGUAGAUGGUUCAUAGAAGACAAAGGUGCCACAGAAUCUUAUUUGUGGGAUCAAGAUGAAGCUGCAACAAAUUGGUUAGAGAAUCAACGUAAAGACGAGAACAGUGUUGUUUCACGUAACAUUACGUGUGUAAAACAAGACGCAGUCGUUUCUCGAAUCAAGGAAGCCCUUGAAGCUUGUCCAGAAGUAAGAUUAAAUGCAAUUUUAGAAAUUGCACAUAGAUUACAGCCAGCAGAACGUACGGAAUUGCAAAGAACUUUGUCACAGAUAGAAACGACUACGCAGGAACACCACAAUGAUUCAAGUGCUUCGUCCUAAUGUUUCUCUAAAUUUAAAAAAAAAAAAAAUAUCUUGUCUAUUUGCGUACCUGGUGUAUGUAGCUCUAUUAGCAUUAAUUGUACAGACACUUGUUAUUCUUGUUAAUAGCAAAUUGUACGGGAGUAGUAUAAUUUUCGGAAAGUUAAUAAUUGUUUCUAUCGAUAGCGUUACUUGAUGAUAGAAAGUAAACGAAUUCGUGUCUUAUUAAAGUUCAAUGAUGGUGAUGCUAUCGAGUAUCAGACAGUAUCACUGCCAUCUCCUAAACCGUGGCGAAGUGUGCCCUUUGUUCAUAAUAAGUGUAUUCAUGAAUAUAGAAAUUAUAUUGCAUAUAUACGUACAUACAUAUAUAUAAAUAAAUAAAUAAGUAAUAUAUAU